Molecule: messenger RNA, 2790 nt
Organism: Desarmillaria tabescens
Lineage: Eukaryota; Fungi; Basidiomycota; Agaricomycetes; Agaricales; Physalacriaceae
Exons: 2
Coding region: 1-2790 (929 amino acids)
Molecular function (GO): protein binding
Source: RefSeq, a predicted model, not a curated record
AUGCCAAAAUCCGGACAAACCUUGGCGGGAGCUUCCCGGGGCCUGCUGUGCCAUUGUUGCAAAACCAACCGCGGUCUUCCCGCCGACGGUACCAGUGCACGCAACCGUCUCGGCGCCUUCAUUCGUUAUGAUCGCAUUGAAUACUCCGACGCGUCGCAUCUGAUCACCAGUAUCGCAUACUCGUUGGGGAUGUUUGACCGACGUAUUGGAGCCGUCAUCUUCAAAGUCCUUCAAUCAAACAGACAUGUUUUGGGGCUGUCAGCAGAUUCGGCCAAAGAGCAAUUUGACCUGCUUCUCCGACGCCCGUUGGAGAGCCUGCCAGAUUUAGCUCUGGAAGGACCGAUAGUCAUUAUCAUCGAUGGUUUGGAUGAGAGUGACAUAACCAAGGAGAUGCUCGCUGUUUUAUUUGGAGGAUUUGGAUCAAAUCUGCCCUUCAUGCGAUUGCUUGUCUUCAGUCGUCCCAUUGAAAGGAUAUCACACUCAUUCCAUUCCGUGGAUCCGGCCGCUGGUGCAUUCCAGUUCGCUUUGGACGCUACUUCGGAGCAAUCGAAGCAUGUCAAGCGUGAUGUCGAGCACUUCAUUGAUAUCAAAUUUGGCGAAAUUUACAAAGCUGAGCCUCCAGGUAGUACAUUCAAAAUCACCUGUGAAGAGCGCGACGCAGUGGAUAAGCUGGCGCAGCGGGCCAGUGGACUCUUCAUCUGGGCUGCUGCAGCUUGCAGCUUUAUAUCCGCUAAUCCCAAUGGAAGAAUGCUCGAUGCGAUUCUGGGGAGUAACCUCCCAAAAAAUGCCACCGACUCCUUGAACAUCCUUUAUCGCACUGCUCUGAAUACUAUCGUGUUUGAAUCGGAGCUGGAUGACAUGGGGAACAUCAAGCCUGAUAAAGGGUCCGUCAGAGAGGACCUCAAGGAGGACAUACUGCGCAUCCUUGGUACAGUCCUGGUUGCAAAAACACCCCCGGGAAUGACAGCGGUCCUUCUCGAUAACAUCGUGCUUACCCCUAAUGAGGACACUGCAGCACAGGUUAUCCUGGAAAAACUUGGCAGUGUUUUACGGCUCCCAAGCACGGAAGACGACGGCUUUAUUGAGGUUAUUCACAAGUCAUUCGAUGACUUCUUGAAAAGACCUUUGCCUCGCCAGGACGGAUGGUUCAUCGAUAUCGAGGCCCACCAAAGGAAGCUUGCAAAGCAAUGUCUAUCACGUUUGAUUAAAUUCCUCGAGUCGUGGGUGCCUGAUUCCGCCAUUCCAUCCUAUAUCGAGAAUUACGCCGUGGUUGGGCCCGUGUGGCACAUAAAGUGUUUCGGUGUCCAGGAUGACAUCAAUGAUAUUCGCACCCUUUUUGAAGAACUGUUGCCCAAAUGGCUUCAAGUGGCAUUCAUGGCUGGUAAACACUGCGACCUCCUCAGUGAGAGGAUCGAAGUUUUGCUGUGGGUCAAUCGCUUAAAAGAUGUGGAUAAUAGCUUUCGUCUGCUCAUGUAUCGUGCAUGUCAACAUGCAGAGAAGGACUUAAUACCCAAGAUACGGGAUGAUGAGCCUGUUGGACCCUGUGGGGCAAAGGUCCACUGGCAUGACAUUCUCGAAUAUUCACCCCAUUUGAUGUUCGGGGGUGUCGGUGUGUUUAGCACAUCCGCAGACUCUCAAAUGCUCGUCGCCGCAACUGAAGACCAUACCUCUCUGGCAUUUUGGAAUAUCAGCGUCCCAAAAAAGCCAGCUCUGAUAUCGAUAUCUUCGUUUUUCGAUCCAGAGGAGUCGCUAGAGGAUCCUCAGUAUAAUAUCCUGGGUUGUGUUGUAACACGGUCGGUGGUCGUGCGUUAUCCAUACUCCCGUCCCCAGGCCCAUUGUGACAUCAUCGGGAGAUGCCCAGAUGGCACUACAGUGGCGGACCAGUCUGCGACUGUUCUCAUAUCCAUCUGUGACAUUCGAACACCUCAAAGCUGCUACCACUACCUUUUCGAAGGCCUGAAAACAUACAAGGUUCUUCUAUAUGUAACUAGCAUUAUAAUCGUCGACAUGCAAGCUAUGGCCCUCGUGAGGAUUGAUGUGAAUACCACCGACCGACAUGUUCACAGUACGCCGGGUCUGCAUUCCUGGAUCAGGGUGGCUGAAGGGGACGCAUUACAGCGGGAAUAUUCUCCAUCAUGGGCGAAUAGAAAUUCGCUACAUCAUUCUUUCUCUCGAUCUGAGUUGGAUUCCCCCCUGUGGGAGCGUUACAGCUACGACUCCGAGUUGGAGGAAGCGCCAGGCCGAUUCCUCGUAGUCUCGAAAGACGGAUCCACACUAGCACAUCUUUUUCGGUCAGAUCGUAGUCAUCGAAAUUCAGACAUCGUCCUUCGCUGCUGGAGCACGACUACAGGAGAUGUCCUUUCCACCACCGCGAACUUUGGGGAAUUCCGCGAACAUAGACUCGUGUCUUUGAGAAUAUCGGCCAGUGGCACCACCUGCUUGCUUAUCACAAGAGAGUCUUUUGACAACACAUCUCUCCAUAUUGUUCCUUCAAGUUCUGAUAACGGUAUCGAGUACGAUGUGAUAUAUCUCGAAGGAAUUGAUCAAGCUAGCGUGGCCUUUUUACCCGACGAAAGAAGAAUCGCCUACACGACGAACGGUGGCACAAGCAGCGAUAUGGUUAUUCGAGAUAUACGAGACAAACAUGAUAUUUUCCGCCAUCCCUUUCCAUACGAUGAAAUACAUGACUAUGACGAAAGGCCUUUGGACAUCGUGGUCACUCCGGAUGGAAAAACGUUGAUUACGGUACAUCCUUGGGUCAUCAGGACCUGGCACAUUGAAGCUCUCUGA